AUGUUGAUCCGGAGUUCGGAGUUGAGCGACGAGAUAAACGCUCUCAAUGCGAUCUAUGGCGAGAACACCGUUACAGUCACAUUCCACAACCAUCAUCACACUACUAUUGUUCUGAAACUCCCCAAUCUAACAUAUGGCUUUCUACUCCAAAUCCCGAGUACAUACCCUAAUUCUAUCCCAAGAGUGAUGGGAGUGGACGACCUGGCCCAGAGCCGCGACCUCAGCGUUCAGCAAUCUGCUACCUACCUUCAUGCCUGUAUCGCUGCGGUCCAUCAGCCUCGUUCGGUCUGUUUGUACGAUGCGAUCGAUGAGCUGGCACCAAUAUUACAUCUGCAGAGGAAGCAACGUCAGUAUAGGUGCCGCGAAGAUGCCAUGGAAGUGCUCACUGAACAGUCCAUUGCAUUAAGGGAUCUGGCCGUCAGAGCAAAAAGCAGAUCAUUCCAAUUCCAAAGUAACAUUGACGACAACUUCCCGGGCGUGUCAGAUUGUGCCGCAUGCAUGGAACCUUUCUUCAAAAUCAUGAUGACGAAUCUUCAAUGCCAACACUCUUUCUGUCGAGAGUGCCUCCAUGAUGCGUCCCCUCUCUACUGA
This is a messenger RNA of Exophiala xenobiotica, 591 nucleotides long. RefSeq lists its product as uncharacterized. NCBI's taxonomy places the organism in Eukaryota, Fungi, Ascomycota, Eurotiomycetes, Chaetothyriales, Herpotrichiellaceae. The transcript has a single exon. Gene Ontology annotation, molecular function: protein binding. The record is from RefSeq and is a predicted model, not a curated record. Bases 1 to 591 code for a protein of 196 amino acids.